Molecule: messenger RNA, 4908 nt
Organism: Nerophis lumbriciformis (worm pipefish)
Lineage: Eukaryota; Metazoa; Chordata; Actinopteri; Syngnathiformes; Syngnathidae
Source: RefSeq, a predicted model, not a curated record
AUGCUGAUGCAGCUCUGUAGUAUCAAGAACUUGUACCAGACUCGCCUUCUAGGCCUAGCGGCCAUGGCCUCUCCGACCCGCAGCAACCAAAGCCGUCAGCGCUGUAAAGAUCGGCACAGCUAUGGCCCAGAUACCUAUGCUGUUAGCGGUCUGAACCAAGAAGCCUUCAUGUUGGGGUUGUCACGGUCAACCAGUGACACUGAUCUGGUCUCCCCAGACACUCGCUCCACCCUCACUGUAAGCUCUUCUCACUAUACCAUAGGCCAGUCUGAAGACCUAGUGAUUGCGUGGGACAUCAAGGAGGAAGUGGAUGCUGGGGACUGGAUUGGAAUGUAUCUUGUUGAUGAGCCUUUAUCCGAGAAUUUUUUGGAUUAUAAGAACAGAGGAAUCAAUGGAUCUCACAAGGGGCAAAUAGUUUGGAAAAUCGACUGCAGUUCUCACUUCAGUGACUCUGAGACAUUGGUCUGCUUCAAGUAUUACCAUGGUGUCACCGGAGCACUGAGGGCAACGACACCCAGUCUAACUAUCAAAAAAGGACCAGUUUCUGUGUUAAAGCCAGUUGUGAGUCCUGAGGUCAACCAAGGAGGAGGCAACAGGAGACUCAUUAACUUUUCACUGUCAGAUCUCCAAGCAGUUGGUUUGAAGAAGGGGAUGUUCUUUAAUCCAGACCCUUACCUCAAGCUUUCCAUUCAGCCUGGAAAGCAUAGCAUUUUCCCUUCGUUGCCACACCAUGGUCAAGAGAAACGCUCUGGUGUUGUUUGCAAUACAGUCAACCCUCAAUGGAAUUCAGAGAGGUUUAACUUUUUAUCGCUACCCACGGAUGUUCUGGAGAUCGAGGUGAAAGACAAGUUUGCCAAGAGUCGGCCUAUCAUCAAGCGCUUCCUAGGGAAGCUUUCUGUGCCUGUCCAGAGGCUCCUGGAAAAACAUGCUAUUGGGGACCGGGUCAUUAGUUAUUCCCUAGGCCGCAGGCUGCCAACAGAUCACGUAUGUGGACAUUUGCAGUUCCGAUUUGAGCUCACCUCCUCAAUUCAUCCAGAUGAUGAGGAAGUUUCGUUGGUCAUAGAAUCAGCUUGCACAGAUGGAAGAGUCAACCUUGAUGCCAACAAUGCUGGUGAUGCACCAGAUGAUGACACGUUAAGCGUAGGACAUGAUAUGCCCGACCUGCCUUUGGAUGUACCCCCUGCCCCUGAGACCCCAAUCCCCCCCACCUUAGCAGCCGAGGAGACUCAAGCUAGUGAGACAAUGGCGCUCGAGGCAUCACCAGAGGUUGUAAUGGAAGAAGAGCAGACAGUGAUAGAGGAACCACAUGCUCCUGAGCCCCAGGUGGAGAGUGGAGAUGAAGAAUUGGUCGACAACACUGUAACAACAGUUGUUGGGGGUGAAUCAGAAGUGGAGCAGCAGGAGGAAGAAGAAGCACAGACAGAAAAAAAUACACAAGCUGAAGAAGGAAUAUCAGUCAGAGAAGAUGACAAGAAGACGCAACCAGAUGUGAUUACUGAAAAUAAUGUGGCAGGGAGUCCAAACGAUGAUAUGACUGCUGAGGGCAAUGACACGUCCCAGGAUUUACUCACUGAAACAACUGAAAUAUCACCGGGAGAAGCGAGCAGCAACGGUCCCUGUGCCUGCAUCUUCUCAAACUACAACUCCCAAGGUCCCCUCCGGCGUAAAACCCGGCCUUGCUCCCUGCCGGUGUCAGAGCUGGAGAAUGUAAUCGCCUCAGCCUGCGGUGAGCCGGAGACGCCUCGAUCCCACUACAUCCGCAUUCAUCAUCUCCUCCACAGUCUCCCCUCGGCGCAACAUCGAGCACCCAGUCAGGAGGAGGAGGACAUUGAAGAGGGAGAGAACACAAGCACAACUCAGGACAACAGCUCUACAUCACCAACACUUAAAAACUCCAAAGACACUGAGAGGGAUGGCCAGGAAGAUGAAGAUGAGAUUACCCAGUCUCCAUCCCAGGUCCCAGAGUGCCCAGGUCCAUGCUGCUGUCGCUCCCUUCCACGUAGCCUCUCCAUUGAACGCCUCUCUGAACUCAACCAGCUCCUAGAAGGUGACGGCGGAGGUGGUGUGCAUCCAACCGUCAGAAGGAUCUCUCUCUCAUACCUGGAAAGCGAAGAAGGGGAUUCCAGUAGUGGAGUUGGGAAAAGAAAUACAGGGAGCAGCCAUAGAGUGAGGGGAGAAAAUGAGUGUGAAUUUUGUGACACUUCCUGCUACAGCACCUCCUGCUACAGCACGUCAUGUUACAGCACAUCAUGCUACAGUAACUCAGGCGAAGGCAGGGGCCGCAUCUGCAGCCAUACGCGCCUCUCUUCAGUGGAAAGCAACCGUCUCUCCGGCAGCACGGUGUUCUCCUCGCAGGACGAAGAGGAGGAUGAGAGCACCUUUGAGUCAGGGCCAGAUGUAAACAACUGUCCUGAAGGCCAGGAAGUGGGUGGGGCUGGUGGAGAGAGAAGGAGCGGACGAUGGAAGGAGCCAAUGGGAGAGGAGCAUGGAAUAUCAGCUAGGGCGGAGUCGCAGAGCACGAGUAAAACAGGCUCAGGGUUCUCACCUCCCGUUGGCCAUCCUCCAGUCCUUCUUCCCAGCCUUGACCUUAACCAUUUCCCUGCUGCCACUGACCAAGCCUUACCUCCAAACUGGGAAGCACGUGUCGACAGCCACGGCAGAGUGUUCUACGUCGACCAUGUCAAUCGAACCACGACAUGGCAGAGACCGAGUCACAGUGGCAAGUGUAACCAUGGGAUUCCUCGAUCAGGAUCCAGUCAACAGAUGGAGCAACUCAACAGAAGGUACCAGAACAUCCAAAGAACCAUGGCCACUGAAGAAGAAGGCAGCAGUCAGAGGUUAGAACGGGCUCCUAGUGUAGAGACAGACUCAGAUGUUCCCCCAUCAGCAACAGGUCCAGCAUCACCUGUAAAUCAUCAGAAGAUCAGCCAGCUUCUUCAAUCACCUGCUGUCAAGUUCAUAACACAUCCAGAAUUCUUCACUAUGUUGCACAGUAACUAUUCAGCUUACCGGAUGUUCACCAGCAGCAGUUGUGUGAAGCACAUGAUCCUGAAGGUGCGCCGUGAUGCCAAAAACUUUGAGCGCUACCAACAUAACCGGGACCUGGUAGUCUUCCUCAACAAAUUUGCAGACACUCAACUAGAGUUGCCACGGGGAUGGGAGAUUAAAACAGACCCCCAGGGCAAGUCUUUCUUUGUGGAUCACAACAGUCGAGCCACCACCUUUAUAGACCCUCGAAUCCCUCUUCAAAAUGGCCGACUACCAGGCCACCUCGCACAUCGACAGCACUUGCAAAGACUACGCAGCUACAGCGCAGGAGAGGCAUCUGAUGUGUCAAGGAGUCGCGGGGCUUCUCUCAUGGCCAGACCUGCCAACAGCCUGGUUGCUGCCAUACGAAGCCAGCAUCAUGGUGACCCUCAACACUCCACUGCUGCAUCGUACAAUGACAAGAUUGUGGCAUUCCUUCGACAACCAAACAUAUUUGACAUGUUGCAGGAGCGACAACCCAACCUGAACAGAAACUAUGCACUAAGGGAAAAAAUCCAUUACAUCCGGUCUGAAGGUAGCCAGGGUGUUGAGAAGCUGUCUUGUGAUGCAGACUUGGUCAUCCUGUUAAGUCUGUUCGAAGAGGAAAUUAUGUCAUAUAUUCCACCUCACCCCAUCCAUCCUGGUUUUAGUUUCUCCCCUCGCUGUUCCCCUGGCAACUCACCACAGAACUCUCCUGGCUUGCAGAGAGCCAGGGCGCCGGCCCCUUACCGUAGAGACUUUGAGGCCAAGCUGAGAAACUUUUACCGAAAAUUAGAAGCAAAGGGCUAUGGCCAGGGACCAGGAAAGAUUAAACUCCUGAUAAGGCGAGAACACCUGCUCGAGGGCACCUUCAACCAGGUGAUGGCAUAUUCCCGCAAAGAGCUCCAGAGGAACAAACUCUACGUGACGUUUCUGGGGGAGGAGGGGUUAGAUUACAGCGGACCCUCCAGAGAGUUUUUCUUCCUUUUGUCUCAGGAGUUGUUUAAUCCUUACUACGGCCUGUUUGAAUACUCGGCCAAUGAUACAUACACUGUUCAAAUUAGCCCCAUGUCGGCGUUUGUUGAAAACCAUCUAGAAUGGUUCCGUUUCAGUGGCCGCAUACUGGGCCUGGCUUUAAUCCAUCAAUACCUCCUUGAUGCUUUCUUCACCAGACCUUUCUACAAGGCAUUACUCAGGCUGCCAACAGAUCUUUCCGAUUUGGAGUAUCUGGAUGAAGAAUUCCACCAGUCGCUUCAGUGGAUGAAAGACAAUGACAUCACAGACAUACUGGACCUCACAUUCACAGUCAAUGAGGAGGUCUUUGGCCAGGUAACCGAACGAGAGUUGAAGUCUGGCGGGUCCAACCUACAAGUGACUGAAAAGAACAAAAAGGAUUACAUUGAGCGUAUGACAAAGUGGAGGGUGGAAAGAGGGGUGGUGCAACAGACAGAGGCACUGGUCAGAGGCUUCUAUGAGGUGGUCGACUCCAGGCUGGUAUCAGUGUUUGAUGCCAGGGAGCUGGAGCUGGUUAUUGCCGGAACUGUAGAGAUUGACCUCAGUGACUGGAGAAGCAAUACAGAGUAUAGAGGAGGUUACCAUGACGGCCACAUCGUAAUGCGAUGGUUCUGGGCUGCUGUUGAGCGUUUCAACAAUGAGCAGCGUCUGCGCCUCCUCCAGUUCGUAACCGGGACAUCAAGUGUACCGUACGAAGGCUUUGCCGCCCUGCGCGGAUCGAACGGCAUGCGACGCUUCUGCAUUGAGAAGUGGGGCAAAGUGACCUCUCUACCCAGGGCCCAUACCUGUUUUAACCGUCUCGACUUGCCUCCCUAUCCUUCGUACACGAUGUUGUACGACAAGCUGCUGACGGCUGUGGAGGAAACAAGCACAUUCGGUCUGGAGUGA